CAUUCUGAACACGAAGCCUCAAAGCCAUUUUCUCUCGAUUUCAACUCCCAAAACCCAAAUUACACAAACACAAUACACACAGAAGUAACAGAGAAGAAGAAGAAGAAGAGAAGAUCAUCAACGACCCGAAUCCCCCCACCCCUACCCCAAAUCCAUCACCAACCCACGUCCCCUUUUCCGAAAUCAAAUCUACCCCUUUUUUCAAAUUUCAAUCUUUUCAUACCCAGAUUCACAUGUCACUUUACUGUGAUAACAGUUUUGCUUCAUAACAAGUUCUGUUUGAUGAUUUUAGUUUCUGUUUUUUUGGGUUUAAUGCAGAUAAAGAAAGGGCAAAUGGACGUAAAUUCCAUGUGUUUAUGAGGUGUUUGUAGCAUGCACUGCUUGAUUUUACGUGAGAUUUGAGACUGAGGAUCUAUAACGAGGACUGGGUUUCAUAUUCAAAGAAUUGUAAUUAAGUGCGAAGAGCUGAUAAUUAAUUAAAGAGAAAUAUGGCGAAUCAAGUGGUGAAAGUGAAGAGAGAUAGAAUUGCGGCAUGCAUAACAUGCCCUCUUUGCCAUAAGCUCUUUAGAGAUGCCACUACUGUUUCCGAAUGUCUUCACACGUUUUGCAGGAAAUGCAUCUAUAAGAAGCUCUCCGAUGAAGAAACGGAACGCUGCCCAAUAUGCAAUAUUGACUUGGGCUGUGUCCCAUUAGAGAAAUUGAGGCCAGAUCAUAAUCUGCAAGAUGUAAGAGCAAAGAUAUUCCCUUACAAGAGGCGAAAGGUGCAGGCACCUGAAGUUGUGCCUCCGAUUUCCCUUCCAGUCAGGAGAAAAGCGAGAUCACUAUCUUCACUAGUGGUCAGCACUCCAAGAGUAUCAACACAGACUGGAACAACAGGAAGAAGAUCAAAAUCAGUGGCAAGAAAAGCAUUACGAGGCUCCACCUUUUCUGUUGAGAAACCUAUCAAGAAAGAGGAAAAAAUAUCUGGAGAAGAUCAACUGGAUAGCUCUAGUUCACCUGAGACUUUGACCAAGUUCACUCAGAACAUAAGGCAGAAUUCUUCCAGUGCUGAGCUUUCUGGCCAACCCACGCCUGAUAACGAAACGGAGAAUGGCACGGACCAGUGGGAAGGUAAAGUUGAUUUAUGGAAACCUUUGAACUGUUUGGUCGAAGUAGCAAACCAGAGCAAGUCUGCGAAGUUUACUUCCCAAGGUUCUACUGCUAAAUUAGAAUGUCUGCAUUCCCUUGGCAAUGAAGCUCAUGUCCAUAAAACUAAAUUGAAAAAACGUGGACUGAAAAUCAAAGUUCACGAUGACAAGAAUAACAGCGGAGCUUCUCAUUUGGGAUCAGAUAAACCUAAAAAGUUGCGAAGGAAUCGCCAAAAGAAGGCAUCAGAAUUUGGAGAAUCUAGUAUUUCACCACAAACUGUGCUGGAUGCAAUCACUGCCAAAUGUGAAAGAAGGAAUAAUCCAAUUUGGUUCUCAUUGGUGGCCUCUGAAGAUCAGGAGGGAGGUGCACCCUUGCCCCAGAUUUCUGCAAGUUACUUGAGAAUAAAGGAUGGAAAUAUUCCCGUUUCUUUCAUCCAAAAGUAUCUGAUGAGGAAGUUAGAUCUUAUGAGCGAAGAUGAGGUUGAAAUUAGAUGUAUGGGUCAGUUGAUAGUCCCCACUUUACAACUGAAUACUUUGGUGGAUAUGUGGCUUGAAACUACCAACUCAGAAAGAGUACCGGCUAUAAUUGGUUCAUCAGCAAAAGACUUUGUGAUGGUGCUGGUUUAUGCUCGUAAAGUCCCGGGCCUUCCUGCUUCUUGAAUUAUUCUUUCUGCCUCCAAUAAUCUGCGUAAUAUCCGGACUAUCAGCCCAAAAAUUGCUAGACGAAAUGUGUCCUAUAGAGGCAUGUUGUGUGUAAGAUCCUAAGCUAUUUACAUGCUGCUGCUGCUGCUGCUGGAAUUGUCACAAAUCAGCAGCAAAUGAGCAAUGACCGACGGUGCAGAACAACUCGAGGAUGACUCUUCUUGCACUUACCAGAGUUACUUUGUGUUUCUCCAAUGUGUUGUAUGAUUGUACACUACCUUGUACUAUCAUAAGGGAUGAAUUUUGUCUUGUUAACCGCGCGCCAAGAUUCAUGGUAGCAUGUAUUUAAGUCAAACUAUUGAGUGUUUUUCUCAGUUUACCCUUCUUUAAUGAGGCUUUUCCGGUGCA
Nicotiana tabacum (common tobacco) is the source of this 2177-nucleotide messenger RNA. RefSeq names its product E3 ubiquitin protein ligase DRIP2-like. NCBI's taxonomy places the organism in Eukaryota, Viridiplantae, Streptophyta, Magnoliopsida, Solanales, Solanaceae. Gene Ontology annotation, molecular function: ubiquitin-protein transferase activity. The record is from RefSeq and is a predicted model, not a curated record.